Thermochaetoides thermophila DSM 1495 is the source of this 2307-nucleotide messenger RNA. RefSeq lists its product as uncharacterized. Lineage: Eukaryota; Fungi; Ascomycota; Sordariomycetes; Sordariales; Chaetomiaceae. Gene Ontology annotation, molecular function: carboxy-lyase activity; thiamine pyrophosphate binding; thiol oxidase activity. The record is from RefSeq and is a predicted model, not a curated record. Bases 1 to 2307 code for a protein of 768 amino acids. The transcript is spliced from 6 exons.
AUGGCGGACGACACACAAGACAAGCAGCAGGUUGCUGCUCCGGCGCAAGACCAGGCUGCCGCUGGCACUGCUACCUCAGAACCGCCAAAAAAGAUCCCAAAGGGCGUCAUCCUGGGCAAGGACGGCAAGCCCUGUCGGACCUGUACCUCCUUCGCCGCCUGGGCCCAACAAACCAAGUCUUCUCUCAAAGCGCAACAACAAGCCCCUCCCAAAGACUGCCCCCCCGACGUGGAACAACUCGGCCGUAGUUCCUGGACCCUUUUGCAUUCCAUUGCCGCGACCUACCCAACCCAGCCGUCUCCCACAGAACAGGCCGACCUGCAGCGGUUUAUCAAGUUGUUCGGAAAGUUCUACCCGUGCUGGGUGUGUGCCGAGGAUUUUCAGAAGUAUGUGGAGGAAAAGGGAGUGAAGACGGGUAGCCGGGACGAGUUCGGGACUUGGCUGUGCGAGGCGCAUAAUGAGGUAAACAGGAAGUUGGUAAUGAGCAGACAGAUCUCCAAACCCGACCCACGCAAAACCCGCCAUGGCACGGCCGAGCCCUCCGGCUGGGCCGUGCCGUGCGGAGUCAAGAUCACAGAACUAACCCACAUCAGCCUCCAGAAGCCGGUCACGGUGGCCGAGUACCUGUUUACACGCCUGCACCAGAUCGGCAUCCGCUCUGUGCAUGGCCUGCCGGGAGACUUCAACCUCGUUGCGUUAGACUACAUCCCCAAGGCCGGUCUCAAAUGGGUGGGCAGUGUAAAUGAGCUGAAUGCGGCCUACGCCGCCGACGGGUACGCCCGUAUCAAGAAUAUCUCAGCCCUCGUUACAACCUUCGGCGUAGGCGAGCUCUCCGCCAUCAACGGCAUAGCCGGCGCCUUCUCCGAACACGUGCCCAUCGUCCACAUCGUGGGCUGUCCCUCAACCAUCUCCCAGCGCAACGGCAUGCUUUUGCACCACACGCUGGGUAACGGCGACUUCACAGUGUUCUACACCAUGGCCGAACAGAUCGCGUGCAACUCGGCGCGGCUGACCACGCCGGCGAAUAUUCCUGAUCAGAUUGACCAUGCCAUUAGGCAGUGUUAUAUCAGAAGCAGACCGGUUUAUUUGAUGCUACCGACAGACAUGGUUGAGAAGAAGGUUGAGGGGGCGAGGUUAGAGCAGGCGAUUGAUUUGACUGAGCCGCCGAAUGAUCCUGCGAGGGAGGAUUAUGUUGUGGAUGUGGUGCUGAGAUACCUGCAUGCUGCAAGGACCCCAGUUGUAUUGGUCGACGCCUGCGCGGUGCGUCAUCGCGUGGUAGAUGAGGUUCAGGCGCUGGUUGAGAAGGCGAAGCUACCUGUCUUCGUCACACCCAUGGGAAAGGGCGCUGUGGAUGAGGAUAGCGAUGCCUACGGCGGGGUGUAUGCGGGUACGGGGUCACAUCCUGCUGUUUCGCAACAGGUUGAGUCGAGUGAUUUGGUGCUGAGUGUGGGAGCGCUGAAAAGUGAUUUUAACACGACAGGCUUCUCGUACCGGACAAGUCAGUUGAGUAUGAUUGAGUUUCACUCGACACAUUGUACAGUGAGGUACUCAGAGUAUCCGGGGGUUAGGAUGCGGGGUGUAUUAAGGAAGGUUACCGAGAGGUUAGAUGUCGAUAAGAUGGUUUGGAAAGGCGAGGGAAAGUUGCCGCCGCGGGUGGUCAAUAAGGUUGAGGAUAAUAGGGAUCCAGGGCAGGAGAUAAAGCAGGCGUAUUUUUGGCCCAGGAUUGGUGAGUAUUUGAAGGAAAGGGAUAUUGUGGUUACGGAAACAGGGACGGCGAAUUUCGGUAUCUGGGAGACCAAGUUCCCCAGAGGUGUUACGGGCGUCAACCAGAUUCUCUGGGGAAGCAUUGGCUGGGCUGUUGGAGCCGCUCAAGGCGCAGCGCUCGCAGCACGAGAUGCUGGCUCGAAGAGGAGGACCGUUCUUUUCGUUGGCGAUGGAGCCUUCCAGCUGACUGUUCAGGAACUAUCAACUAUGAUCCGGCUGGGGCUUGACAUCACCAUCUUCCUCCUCUACAACGAAGGCUUCACUAUUGAGCGCUUCAUCCACGGCAUGGACGCUGGGUACAACGAUAUUGCGCGGUGGCAGUACGCCGACAUCCCACGCGUGUUUGGAGCCACAGAAAAGCAAGCCCGUUCUUUCGUCAUCAAGACGAAGGACGAGCUCGAACGUCUGCUGAAGGACCCUUCCUUCUGCGAUGGCAAAGGGGUCCAGCUUGUUGAGCUGUGGAUGCCGCGUGAGGAUGCGCCGCGCGCACUGAAGAUUACGACGGAGGUAGCGGCUAGGACGAAUGCGCUGGUUGAGGAGUAA